This is a messenger RNA of Daphnia carinata, 2089 nucleotides long. Its product is annotated as coiled-coil domain-containing protein 22-like. Gene Ontology annotation, molecular function: cullin family protein binding. The transcript has 11 exons. Gene Ontology annotation, biological process: positive regulation of ubiquitin-dependent protein catabolic process. Bases 130 to 1833 code for a protein of 567 amino acids. Lineage: Eukaryota; Metazoa; Arthropoda; Branchiopoda; Diplostraca; Daphniidae. The record is from RefSeq and is a predicted model, not a curated record.
GCAAUUACAUUUCUUCAUCACAGAUGUCGUUUGUUUACAUUUUUGUAUAUUGAAAAUAAAUUGCAAUUUCUUGAGAAUUUUUUUAAGCUAAAGGCUCAGAAGCUAAUUGAAAUAUCCUCUACUGCAAACAUGGAAGAAACUGAUGGAAUUAUAAUUGAGACUCUUCGCAAAAUUGGAUGUGAUAUUGAAGAUGACAUCUCAUCACUCGCACAUUUUACAACAGAAAUUGUGAUUGAGGGUGUUGUUAAGUGCCUUUUAUCCAUCCAGCCAGAUUUACAACUCAACUCUAAAAUGCCACCAAAUCUCCCAGCUCGUUAUAAACUAUGCAUGGAAAUAGCAAAGGCUUGCAAGGAUGUUGCAGGUUACAAAGGAGAUCUUGGAUAUGAAACAUUUUUACAUGGUAGCCAGGCUGAAAUUAGAAAUGUGUUUGCCAUUCUCAUACAAAAACUACCUAAAGUGAAUGAACAACCAAUAUCAGACUCUGUUGUGGAUCCCUUUGCAUAUACCAUGGGGAAAAUACAGAAUGAUAUUCUAAGACAACUUCAUCAACCAUGGUUGCCUUACUUUUGUAACCCUUCAAGUGAUAAUAGUUUUCCUUUCCUCUCAACUGAUCUACCAAAAGUUGUCAACACAAGUGGCAGACACCAUUUGCUAAAGCUGUCAUCAGUACCCACCAUUCACUUAAUACCAUCUUUAAUAGAAACACACAUUUCAGAGUUGGCAGCCGACAAAUACCAAUAUAAGUUCCCACUUGAGAAAGGCAGAAAUUUCAAAAGGGAACCGGAAUUUCUUCCGCCUGCACAGAGCUCAAGGUUUUCUCUGGUUCGCUUACUGAAUUUUACGGAUAUCGAUAAGAAAAAGAAAAAACCUCAACCACCUCCAAAACCUUUACAUUUGGGUGGAGCACCAAAAACCGAGGACCAUCCUACUAUAGAAGAGCAAUGCCAACAACUAAAUAUCGUCAUCGAGAACCACGAACGCGACCUACAGUUACGACAAGAAGAGCUCGCCAAUGCAACGGAAGAAGUUGCCAACCUAAAAUGCAUUAUCCAGUGUAAAGAGGCCGAGCAAGAUGCUCUACGAAGAGAGUUAGAUAGACAGGAAAAGCUACACGCUCUUCUUCCAGAUGCACCGGUGCACUUGGAUCGUAUGAAAUCUCUUCUGGAAUCAAACAAAGAAAAAAUUGCGGCACUCGAAGAACAGUGGUCACGAAUUAAAAAACCUUUGGAAGUUGAGUACCAGAGAUGCCUUCAGGUUCAAGAAAACAGCGUAGCAGAGAAGUUGAAAGCUGCGCUGGAGAAAACAGUGCUGUCUUUAAGGCAAGUCGUCAAGGAAAUUCGUACGAAAGAAGACGCUAUAGAGAAGCUACAAACCCAUAUCGAAUCUAUGCCUUCGUCGGUCUUGACAAGAACAUUCUACACCCAGAGAAUACUGAGUAUCGUGGCAAAUGUCAAAAAGCAAAAUGAGGAAAUGCAUCGGGUGCUCGAGGAUGUGAAAAGUGUACAGCGUGAAAUUAAUUCGAUACAAGGAAAAGUUGAGCGCACUUUCACUGUAACGGAUGAAAUAAUAUUUCGGAUGGCCAAGUCGGAUGAGGCGGCGAGACGGAUAUACAAGUUUUUAAUUUCCCUGCAGACAGAUUGCUCUGAUAUCCAAAGACUAGUAAAAGAAUCUGGCAACUUGUCACGGGAGAUCAAAGAUUUGGAAGAGCAAGCCGAAACCGAGUUACGACGUAACAUCGUUCCCAAACUUAGACAACUACAAAUAGAUCUCGAACAGAUACGACAGGAGAACCGAAUUUUGGAAGAAAGAGUUAAUAAUGGUGGGAAACUCUGAGUGGAACAGUUAAUCAUUCCAGUUUUAAGGCUACCGUGUCUAUCGAAGUCGCUCUCACCCUUCUCGCUAUACAACGUUAUUGAAGUUCAAAGGAGGCCAUGUGAACAACAAAAAAAUUUUGCUGUCAACAAAGCUCUCCAUUUCUUGUUUGAUUUGUCAGAUAUCAAACAAGAAUUGGAUGUUGAAGCUCUGGAGGAUAACUUUUCUUUUUUGCCUUUGUCUUGUAUUGGAACACUGGAAGCAUUAGGCAAAAUAA